CGGUGUCCUUCUCACAGGCUUUAUUUUAUCAAGAGAGAGUUUGUGUUUAAAUGUUGGCUAUAGUCUAGGUUGCCUGCCAUAGAUUGGAAUGACUUGAUUCGAGAUAGUUCCUUUGGCAAACUCGAAACACACCCCCGCAGUUGCUUGAAAGAUCCCAUUGCAAAAGCUUCAUUAAGGUAAAAGGAAAAAGCAUAAAGGGAAAGAGGAAAGGUUGUGAAAACGUCCAGAUGACGUCGCAUUCGACAAUCGGGGGCAAGGAGCCCAUCAUCGAUGACAAGGCUGUCUCACAAGACGAGUACAGCUGUACUUCAUCUGAACAGCACAGCGAAGAGGUAGUCGAGCAACACGACGAACGAGACACACCAAGAAGCACCAGCAUGGCACCAGACAAAGAAGCGCAACUAGAUGCACGCUCAACACUCACUGCCGAAUCCGGCCUGCCACCAGCUCCCGAUGGUGGACUCCACGCUUGGCUCAAAGUCCUGGGCGGCUUCUUAAUUUACAUGAACAUCUGGGGUUUCACCUUAACAUACGGCGCAUUCCAAUCCUACUACCGCACAUCGCUCCUCUCCUCCUCCUCGGCCUCCGCCAUAUCCUGGAUCGGCACAACUCAAGCCUGGCUCCUAAUCGUCGUCGGCGUCCUCUCCGGCCCACUCUUUGAUAUGGGAUAUUUCCGCUCUAUGCUCCUCAUCGGCAACUUCCUCGUUGUAUUCGGUGUCAUGAUGUUGAGUCUAUCAACCAAGUACUGGCAAGUCUUCCUCAGCCAGGGUAUAUGCAUGGGCCUGGGCGCCGGACUGCUGUAUAUCCCCAGUUUGGCUAUGGUGGGCGUGUGGUUCGACAAGAGGAGGAAUGUUGCGCUGGGAAUCGUUAUGAGUGGGAUUGCUGUCGGAGCAAUCAUCUACAUAACAAUGUUCAACAACCUCGUCCACCGUGUCUCCUUCCCCUGGGCCAUCCGCUCCCUCGGCUUCGUCGCCCUCGUCACGGCCCUCCUCUCUAUCCCCGCCCUCCUCUCCGGCUCCGCCUGGCUCAACAAACCGCGCAAGCGCCGCGCCCUCUUCGACAAAUCAGCCCUCCAUGACCGCCUCUUCCUCAUGUUCACUAUCACCUCCUUCACUUCCUUCCUCGGCUACAACGUCCCGUACUUCUACAUCCCCACGUAUGCCCGCGAGCACCUCGGCACCGACGAGCGUACCGCCUUGUACAUGCUUGUCAUGGCUAUUGCGGGCAGUUUCUUUGGGAGACUGGGUGUAGGGUUUUUGGCGCAUUACAUGGGGCCCAUCUUGACGUGGGCGCUGUGUUCGACGUGCAGUGGCAUUUUGGCGUUGAGCUGGUUGUCGAUUAAGGAUGAGAAGAGUUUUAGGGCUUUUAGUAUUUUAUGGGGCUUCUUUUCAGCGGGUCUCGUCACCUUACCUGCGGCGGCGUUCGCAAGUAUCACUACGGAUAUGUCGCGGUUGGGUACCCGGCUCGGCAUGUCGUGGAGUGCAAGCAGCGUGGCUACGCUUAUUGGCGCGCCGAUUGCGGGUGCGCUGCUCACGAGGGAGAAUGGGCGGACAAACUUUAUCGGUGUGCAGUUGUGGAGUGGUAUUUUCCUUUUACUGGCAACGGGGACUCUGGCCGUUUUGUGGGCUAUGGUCGUCAGCAAGAAGAAGAGUGGGUGGAAAGUAUAAGGGUUUGAUAUGGUGAAGGGAUUGCGUAUGGUUUUUUGGGGGGGUAAAAAUUUCUGUUGUUUCAUUUUACAUAUUUGGGAAUCUGCAUAUACUGGGUUUAGAAUUAGAUGAAGGAUUCAACAUGACGAAAAAUAUGGGCAAGGCGCACAACUAAGGAAUUUAAAAACGAAUUUCAAACUUGGAU
Molecule: messenger RNA, 1851 nt
Organism: Bipolaris sorokiniana ND90Pr
Lineage: Eukaryota; Fungi; Ascomycota; Dothideomycetes; Pleosporales; Pleosporaceae
Exons: 4
Coding region: 228-1667 (479 amino acids)
Biological process (GO): transmembrane transport
Cellular component (GO): fungal-type vacuole membrane
Molecular function (GO): transmembrane transporter activity
Source: RefSeq, a predicted model, not a curated record